Messenger RNA from Pangasianodon hypophthalmus (striped catfish), 4596 nucleotides. RefSeq names its product chloride channel, voltage-sensitive 5a (gene clcn5a). The transcript is spliced from 12 exons. The record is from RefSeq and is a predicted model, not a curated record. The coding region runs from base 217 to 2652 and encodes 811 amino acids. NCBI's taxonomy places the organism in Eukaryota, Metazoa, Chordata, Actinopteri, Siluriformes, Pangasiidae. Gene Ontology annotation, biological process: transmembrane transport; chloride transport. Gene Ontology annotation, molecular function: voltage-gated chloride channel activity. Gene Ontology annotation, cellular component: early endosome; membrane; synaptic vesicle.
UCACUCGAUUAGACAUGUCUGUUAGGGAAAUGCAAGUCAAGCUGGCUGAAUAAAACUAGCUAGCGUAGCCAUCUAGUAAGAUAAUAUUUAACCAACCGGAUAACAGUAGGCAUUUUCUUUAAGUAAAUAUGUAACGUGUUAUAAACUGGUUAAAACAUAUCCCAAAAGUGGUGAACUAAGAGGACUGUCUGGCCUGGCCGCCUGUGUGAGGUGAGGAUGGAGAACUCUGGCUACGCUGAGAGCUUUCCUGACAUGCACACGGCCACCAGCAGCGACGAGGAUCUAGUGGAAAUCACAGGGGCCACUCUGGAUUUCUCCAGCACUGAUGAUGUGCCUCCUUUAGACCGGGACUGUGGAUCAGAAGGUGCAGGUGGAGCUGGGAAUGGACUUAAUGGGGUUCCUAAGCUGAUGGACCUUCUAGAUGAGCCAGUGCCUGGAGUGGGCACUUACGAAGACUUCAACACUAUUGACUGGGUGCGAGAGAAGUCCAAGGACCGGGAUCGUCACAGAGAGAUUGCCAGUCAGAGCAAAGAGUCUACAUGGGCUUUAAUGAGGAGCAUCAAUGAUGCCUUCUCUGGUUGGCUCCUCAUGCUAUUGGUUGGACUAAUGUCAGGUGCUCUGGCUGGUGGGAUCGACAUCUCUGCUCACUGGAUGACCGACCUGAAGGAAGGAGUAUGUCUCAUUGGCUUCUGGUUCAACCAUGAGCACUGCUGCUGGAACUCCAACGAGACAACAUUUCAGGAGAGAGACAAGUGUCCGCAGUGGAACAGCUGGGCCGAGCUCAUGAUUGGCUCCAAUGAUGGUCCCUUUGCUUACAUCAUUAACUAUCUGAUGUAUGUGUGCUGGGCUCUGCUCUUCUCCUUCCUCGCAGUGACUCUGGUUAGAGCCUUUGCACCUUAUGCCUGUGGCUCUGGUAUCCCUGAGAUUAAGACUAUCCUCAGUGGCUUCAUCAUUCGCGGUUACUUGGGCAAGUGGACCCUGAUGAUCAAAACAAUCACUCUGGUGCUGGCUGUGUCGUCUGGUCUGAGUCUGGGCAAAGAGGGACCACUUGUCCAUGUAGCCUGUUGCUGUGGAAAUAUACUGUGCCAUCUUUUCACCAAGUACCGAAAGAAUGAGGCCAAAAGGCGAGAGGUACUCUCUGCUGCUGCUGCAGUCGGUGUUUCAGUAGCGUUUGGUGCUCCUAUUGGAGGAGUUCUCUUCAGUCUAGAGGAGGUGAGUUAUUACUUCCCUUUAAAGACACUGUGGCGUUCUUUCUUCGCUGCCCUUGUGGCAGCCUUCACACUGCGCUCCAUCAACCCGUUUGGAAACAGCCGCCUGGUGCUGUUCUAUGUGGAGUUUCACUCCCCCUGGCACCUUGUUGAGCUGGUGCCCUUUGUGUUGCUGGGCAUCUUCGGGGGCAUCUGGGGCGCCUUCUUCAUUCGGGCGAACAUCGCCUGGUGUCGGCGACGCAAAACGACACGCCUGGGUCACUACCCGGUCCUGGAGGUGCUGCUGGUGACGGCGCUCACAGCCGUGCUGGCUUUCCCCAACAGCUACACGCGCAUGAGCACCAGCGAGCUCAUUUCAGAGCUGUUCAAUGACUGCGGCCUGCUCGACUCCUCCCAGCUGUGCAACUACGCUAACGCAACCGACAUCAAGACCAACAGCAACACCCUGCCCGACCGACCCGCCGGCCACGAAGUCUUCACGGCCAUGUGGCAACUGGCACUGGCGCUCGUCUUCAAGAUGCUCAUCACCGUGGUUACCUUUGGCAUGAAGGUUCCCUCAGGUCUGUUCAUCCCCAGCAUGGCUGUGGGGGCGAUUGCGGGAAGGCUGCUGGGCGUGGGCAUGGAGCAGCUGGCAUAUUACAACCAUGACUGGGUUAUCUUUAGGGGCUGGUGCUCACCCGGGGCAGACUGCAUCACACCAGGCCUUUAUGCGAUGGUGGGAGCUGCUGCCUGCUUGGGUGGUGUAACUCGGAUGACGGUCUCUCUGGUGGUCAUUAUGUUCGAGCUGACUGGAGGUUUGGAGUACAUUGUGCCCCUAAUGGCUGCCGCCAUGACCAGUAAGUGGGUGGCAGAUGCGCUGGGUCGCGAGGGCAUCUACGAGGCCCACAUCCGUCUGAACGGCUACCCGUUCCUAGAGCCCAAAGAGGAGUUCAGCCACAAAACCCUGGCCAUGGACGUUAUGCGGCCUCGUCAUAGUGACCCCCCGCUCUCAGUCAUUACACAGGAUGGCAUGAGUGUAGAGGAGGUUGAGACUCUCAUCGCUGAUACAUCUUACAGCGGCUUUCCUGUGGUGGUCUCACAAGAGUCACAGAGGCUGGUGGGCUUUGUGCUGCGCCGGGAUCUCAUCAUUUCCAUCGAAAAUGCUCGGCAACGCCAGGAGGGCGUGGUGAGCACGUCACGGAUUUUCUUCACCGAGUACACGCCACCCCAGCCCCCUAACUUCCCCCCUCCCCUGAAGCUACGUGGCAUCAUGGACCUCAGCCCUUUCACGGUUACCGAUCACACCGCCAUGGACAUUGUGGUGGACAUCUUCCGCAAACUUGGGCUGCGCCAGUGUCUCGUCACUCAUAAUGGACGCUUACUGGGAAUCAUCACCAAAAAGGACAUUUUAAAGCACAUGGCUCAAAUAGCCAACCGUGACCCAGACUCCAUCCUCUUCAACUGAAAGCUGACUUUUAUAAUCUCACCUCCUCUCCGAUGUGUCCUCUCCAAAAAAACAAACAAAAAAAAAAGCCUGUUUGAUUUGCACUACAGACAUCAGUGCUAGGUUGAGAGUGCACUCACACUGUGAUAGCCAUUUUCAGUGCCAAGAUGGACACCUCUUGCACUACGGCUUUAUCAUCGAACUUGGCCAGAUUUUGACACCAAAUCCUGGUUUCCAAGUUGGCAAGUAGCCAAUCAGUCAUAACAUAUCAUGUCUAUCAGUUCAUCUUGGAGAAAAAGGGUGGGGAGUUAAUUGAGUGGAUAUGCAUGCACAAUCCCAAUCAUAGAAAUUUCUUAAUGUAGCUAAAGUAUAUUGAAAUUCCUACAAAAUGAGGAAAAUUUUGUUGUGAGCUAAAUCUGUGAUUCUGUAUGCAUCCUUUUCGAAUACAGUUCACGGAUGUGUGUUUGGAGAUACACUACAAGCAAUUAAUGACUAAUCUCAGCUUAAUAUGUUGCAAUAUUUCAGUCAUUAGUUUUGCCAUAACUUUAAUGAACAAGCUAAAUCUGAGUAUCAGGUAACCGCCAGUGGAUGUCUGUGUUUGUUUGGGUCUUCUGCGUAAAUGUUCUCACGUUUAUGUUCUCACUCUUUCCAUUCUAUGUUUAAUGUCUUUACAUAACUGUGAUAUCAACUUCUCGAGCAGGUAGCUAAUUGUGUGUGGAGUUUGAAGAGAAACAGGUUUACAGCAUUGUGAAAUAUGCGAAUGAGAUGAUUUUAAGGGCACUUUCCCCCCCUUAGAAGGCGAGUCCCUUGGGGGUUUGCACAUUGAAGCAUUCACAAUCUUUUCUGGUUUUACCCCUUAUGAAUCUGCAGGGCAGCUGGGCAUUCCGCUUGUUAGAUGGCUGUUUUGUGGCUUUGCAUGGAUUUACAGCUAGGUACGACUGACUAAUCUGCCCCGCUGCUUAACCACUGUUGUCCUUCUGUUAUUAUGUAUUUUUAUUUCUUUGCUGUAAAUCCCUUUAGCAGGAACCUCUGUUGUUGAUUGCAUUAUUCAUGUUAUGUUAAUCAGCACGGCCUAUUGGCCAUGCACCAAUUAUAUACUUUGACAUUUUGUUUCAUUUUGUUAUACUUUCUUCUUCAGGUGUGUUUAGACAACAUAUGAUCAUUUGUAGCAGUGGCCUCUCCACUUUAAAAAAAAAAAAAGAAUAGAUAUUGAAGUACGCUAUAUUCCUCAGGAUAUGAUGUAUGCAUGGUUGAAGACUUUAACAAUAUUUUAACCACAACCCUAAUCUCAGUGUUUAAGAUAAAUCUAUUUUAAAAUAUACGCAUCUUAUCCAAAGCAGUGUAUAUAAUAUCAUUUAGUUAAAUGAAGCAAAGGUUGUCGGUGUGUGAGCGUUUUCGUGACAUGUUCUUGAUGGCUGCCUGUUGAGAUGGUUCACCUGACACUUCUCUCGGUCAGGUGCAUAAGCCAGCUCUCUUAUUGUUUAUGUCCUCCAAAGACACAUUCAUACAUAGUGCUUUAAGCUAUUCAUAAAUCCAUCAAGGGCUAGAGUUAAUACCGGUAUUUAUAUCCACAACAACUGAUUUCAUUAUCAGGUUUUCGUCUUCAAUAAUGUCGAGAGUUCUGUAAGGAAAUCAUGUUGGAUCUGCCCCUUUAAUCGCAGCUCUUCUCGUGUAGCAGGGUCAUACAUCAUCCCAUCCCUUUUCACGCACUGUGGACCUCUCUUCAAUGUGUCUACAGAUCUGGAUACAUCACAAGGCCACUUUUUUUGUUUUUUUUUGCCAAGCACUCCAUUUGAGAAUCGCAUUAGAUAACUUGUCAGGUCUUAAAAAAUGUAAUGUCUUUAAUCAGUUGUUUGUACUUGUUUAAUUAUCUGAUUCAUGUAUGUUUAUCACAAAAGUUUAUGCAUUCUUCUAAAAUAUGAAUGUAUUAUCACAGUAAUUUAUUCAUUAACACUCAUAAGGCAA